AUGGCUGCUUUGUAUGAACUAGAAGAUCCUAGUGCAAAAAAAAAUGCACAUUUAAAAUCUAUUCGAUUAAUUGAAUUAAGUGAUCAUUUAAUACGUUUAAAUCGUCGUGAAAAUACUCAACUUGAUUUACGUUUACAACAAAUUAAACGACGAGAAAGAAUUAUUAAAGCACAUUAUGAUAAAGAUAUUCAUCGGAGACGUUUACAACUUGCACAAAUAUAUAAAACAUUAGAUGAACCAUCACAUUUACCUAUUGAAAAUACUCGAAUACAAACACCUGUAUCAGUUUAUGCAAUUAAAAUGAGUCGAAAUCAAUCAGCACCACCAAAUAUAAAUCGAAAAGAUGUUGAAAAUAAAACAAAUUUAAGACCAAAUACAACACCAAGUACAAUACGAUAUAGUAAACGAGCAAUGAGUAUAUUUAAAGAAAUAACACUUAAACCACCAUAUAAAACAUUGGAUAAUAUGCUACUUUUAAUAAAUAAUGAAAAGAAAUAUUAUCCAAAUGAUUGGUUAAUGAGAUCGAAAACUAUGGUGAAUAUAAAAAAAGAAAAUUGA
Molecule: messenger RNA, 558 nt
Organism: Adineta steineri
Lineage: Eukaryota; Metazoa; Rotifera; Eurotatoria; Adinetida; Adinetidae
Source: the annotation of a GenBank genome assembly